GUAUUUACUGCGAAGCCGGCUUAGAUUCUGUGUUUUAUUGACCUGAAGGGCAGCAAUUUAUCUUUCUAAGCAUUGUCUUUUUCAAAAUGGAAAGUGACAAUAACUGUUUGCCGGGGGAUUCGACAUUUUAUAUCCUUUCAAGAUGUACAAGAAACUAUAUAUAUGAAUUUAAUACUGAUACAAAGCAGUUUACUAUAUGCCCCCGUCGCCCUCCUCUAUCUCGAUGUGCGAUAACAAAGUAUAAGAAUUUCCUCCAUGUUAUUACUGGUAAACGUGAUGAAAAAGUGGUUGAUGUUGGUUUGCUGUAUGACAUCAAUAAAAAGUCAUGGACUGAAUACCAUUGUCCAGUUGGUAAGGCACAAUCUGAAGUUUGUACUGUGGGUGAUCGAAUGUAUCUUGUCGGAGGCGUGAAUAAAAACGGAGAUGUGCAGAGAUCGUGCUCCUUCUACGAUUACACAACUGAUCGAUGGACCGAUUUACCUGAUAUGGAGGAGCCCAGAGGUCAACCGGCUGUGGCCUAUUAUAAUUCCUCAAUUUAUGUAAUGGGCGGUUUCACAUACCCCAGUAAUCGCAAAGUUGAACGAUUUGAUCCCAGAGAGGGAAAAUGGUCGCUUGCUGGUGGGGUGGACAUAUUUGGCGUCUUAAGUUCCGCUGUAGUAGGAGAUACUAUUCACAUUAUGAAUACUUAUGUACGAAAAUAUUGUAAAUAUGACCCUCGAACGUUAGAGUGCACGCCUUCCUCACAAUCACGAUUUGAAGGAAAACAAUGGCUUGGGAGUAUGCAUAAUAAAUUGCAUGUGAUCCACUAUGGCGGCAUUGAUGUUUAUGACGAAGAAUCUGAAAAUUGGACAAAUAUUUUAAAUCAUGGAAAGCGACAAUAACUAUUCGCUGGGAGAUUCAACAUUUUAUAUUCUUUCAAGAUGUACAAGAAACUAUGUAUAUGAAUUCAAUACUGAUACAAAGGACUUUGCUGAAUUACCGUCACGCCCUCCACUAUCUAGAUGUGCCAUAACAAAGUACAAAAACUUCCUUCAUGUGAUAACUGGUGAACGUGAUGAAAAAGUAGUAAAUGUUGGUUUAGUGUAUGAUAUCAAUAAAAAAUCAUGGACAGAAUACCAUUGCCCAGUUGGGAAGGCACAAUCUGAAGUUUGUACUGUGGGUGAUCGAAUGUAUCUGUUUGGAGGUAUGAAAGAUGACGGAUACGUGCAGAAAUCGUGCUCUCUCUAUGACUACGCAACUGAUCGAUGGACCGAUUUACCUGAUAUGGAGGAGUCCAGAGGUCACCCAGCUGUAGCCUAUUAUAAUUCCUCAAUUUACGUUAUGGGCGGAUUUUCAAUUGCAAGAAAUUGCAAAGUUGAACGAUUUGAUCCCAGGGAAGGUGAAUGGUCGGUUGCUGGAAGGGUGAAUAUAUUUGGUGUGUUAAGUUCCGCUGUAGUAGGAGAUACUAUUCACAUUAUGAAUAGUUAUACGGGAAAAUAUUGUCAAUACGACCCACGAACGUUAGAGUGUACGCCAUUUUCAGAAUCACGAUUUGAAGGAAAACAAUGGCUUGGGAGUAUGCAUAAUAAAUUGCAUGUGAUCCAUUAUGGCGGCAUUGAUGUUUAUGACGAGCCAACUAAUUAUUGGACAAAUAUUUUAAGUCGCAGGUUUGUAAAGUGCCCUUUUAUUAUUUGUUAGUAGUAAAAAGAAGAAAAGUGAUUAUUUGUUUGUUGAAAAUCUAAUAAAUGUAUUUGUAUAUAUACAUUUUCUAUAGUUUCAA
Hermetia illucens (black soldier fly) is the source of this 1759-nucleotide messenger RNA. RefSeq names its product kelch-like protein 13. Gene Ontology annotation, molecular function: protein binding. Lineage: Eukaryota; Metazoa; Arthropoda; Insecta; Diptera; Stratiomyidae. The transcript has 7 exons. The coding region runs from base 87 to 881 and encodes 264 amino acids. The record is from RefSeq and is a predicted model, not a curated record.